Molecule: messenger RNA, 3548 nt
Organism: Arabidopsis lyrata subsp. lyrata
Lineage: Eukaryota; Viridiplantae; Streptophyta; Magnoliopsida; Brassicales; Brassicaceae
Exons: 7
Coding region: 623-3097 (824 amino acids)
Source: RefSeq, a predicted model, not a curated record
GAACAGUAAGAAGAAGAAAGUUUUUGUAUUUCUUCUCUAAUUGGAUUUGAUUACUCUUUUAUUCUGUUGGGUUGUUCAUCAACUUUGGAAAUUAAAGCUGCAAUUUUUUUUAUGAUCAAAGCUUUUUCCUUUUUUUUUUUCCUCCUUUUGUUGAUUUGAUCGUGUAUGAUUACGGAAGCUUGGGGUUUUAUCAGACAAAACCUGGAAAAGUUGUCAGAUGAAACAAUGUGGUUGGAGAUUGGAUCAUCAAGAUACGCUAACUUGUCCUCUGUUUUCAAGUUUAUAAGAUUCUGAAGCUAUCAUUUGCUUAAUUAUUCUUUCUCUCUCUCUCGCCUUGGCUUUAAAGAAAUCUCAAUUGUCUUCUUCUUCUACCGUUUUUUCCGGCGAUCAAAGCUGGUUCACGAAAAAAGAAAGUUUUGGAACUACCUCUGCUGCAACUUGCAUCACUUUUUUAUUGGAUUUUUUCUAUGGCUUUGCUCAGACGUAAGCAAAGCAGAUGAAAUCUAGCUACAAUCGCUGUUGCCCUUCAAUGAAGUUUGGAAUUUAAGGAAUUCAGGAGAAUCUAAUCUAAGAGCAUUUCUAAAGGGACAACGUUAGAGAAGGUUAGGAAGCAUAGAAAGCCAUGGCGAAGAAAACACAACGUCGUGCUGCUGCUCGACAGGAGAGGGAACAGUUAGGGUGCAUGUGGGGAUUUAUGAAUAUGUUUAAUUUCCGCCAUGGACCACUGGCUCACAAGCUGCUUCUCGACCAAAAGCAUGCUUCUGGAAAUCCUAAGAACAAUGAACUUAACAAGUCCAAAUUCCGCGAAACGGAUGCUCAAGAACCCAAUGUUGGUGAAGAACGCAAUAUCACGAUAACAAUUAUAAAGCCAAGUGUGAAGAAGCUCAUAGCAGAAGAGUUGUCCAUUGACAAGGAAAUCAAGAAGCAGAGGGAGAGUGCUGAAGCAGGACAGUUGUCAGACUCUGAACUUGAAGGAAGAAGAAGGAAAAACCAGAGGAGAAAAAACAAGACACGCAAGAAAAGCUGCGAUAAUUUUAGCCAUAUAAACUUAGUUGACAGUGAAGAGCCUCAAGUUCAACGCAGAAAUCAUAGGUCUGCAAGGAGUGUUGACAUUGAUAAUAUGAUUGAAGAGUUCUAUUCUGAGAUUCAUCGCAGAAGUACAAGUCGUGCAAAGAAUGACGAAGAUUACAAAGAAAAACUGAGGGAGUUGGUCAAGUUUUUAAUUAGUCAGAAGCUUUUACAUGGGAACCGUCCCAGAGGAAAUAGUGAAAUCCUUACGUCUAAGGAUUUGAUGGAAGUGUUUCAAAUCCUGGGAUCGGAUGAAGAAUUGUUUCUCAAACUUCUGCAAGAUCCAGAGAUACUUGUGCCAAGGGAGAAGGGAGCAGAAAGCUUGAGCUUGUUUGAGUCGGAACAAUCUUCUCUUGCUGAUAAGAAAUGGUCUAGCUUUUUCAGGAGGAAAGAUGCACCACAAGAAGAAUGUGAAGCUUCUGACCGGAUUUUCAUUCUGAAGCCAAGGUCAGCAAGCUUUUCAAGUCCGGACAUAGGAAAUAGUCGUGGUUCGUCACCUGAUUCUCAUCUGAUGGGAAACAAAUUGCAGAACGAGAGAAACAGUUCACAUUUCUUUCUUUCUGAGAUCAAGAGGAAGCUGAAACAUGCAAUCAAAAAAGAGCAACCGGCCGGGGGAUUUGGGGAAGGGUUUCCGAAAACUAAAGAUCAUUUCUUUCUUGAGCGGAUGGCAAGGCCUUCAACAUCUCAGAAGAAAUCUCAUAAUGAAGAUGAUAAAAAGCAAAGGGUAUCCAACAUUUACAUAGAGGCCAAGAAACAUCUGUCUGAGAUGUUAAACAAUGGAGAUCUUGAUUCGAAGUCAACGAGUAGACAGGUUCAAAGAAGCCUAGGGAGAAUUCUCUCCUUUCCUGAGUACUUGUCUCCUCUAAACAGCCCGGGAAGAAGAUGGGAAAAGAUCUCAACUGCUCACAAGAAGUCUGCUUCAGCGGAUUUCAUAAAUCUUGUGAACAUCAAGAAAGAAACUCAUGCGAGCCAACCAGAGGAAAAUGCAGAUAUUCAGGUCUGCAAUCUAAGCGAAAAACCUGACGAUUCUAUCCAACCAACGGCAACUGAACCUACUGAGAAAAGUGUUGACAUUGAGGAUGAAACUGCUAACGAAGAUAAAAUGUCUUCUGCAGGUUCUGCAGAUGAUGUUAUGAUUCCCAAUGAGAUAGAUGUAGUUCCAGAGGAAGCAAGCUCUACUUUGAUUGGUGACUUGUGCAAAGUUGAAGCUCAUGAUGAACAGAGAGACGGUAUAAUCUCAAAACAGACCUCUCAUGAAGAGAGCCAACCACCACUGUCUUCCUCUGUGGACUCACCAUCUCACUGUUUAGCUAAAACUGAGGAGUGCAAAUCAGCUAUUACCGAUUUUCCGGAGUGGUCAAGCCCAAUAUCAGUUCUUGAGCCACUCUUCGUUGAAGAUGAUAUAAGCCCAGCAAAAAUGCGAUCUCAGUCUGGUGAAGCAGAGGUGCAACCUUGGUGUAUCCACUUCGAUGAAAAAGAUCCUGUAACUAAAAACCGAGAGAAUUCUGUCACAAGUGACAAAGAAUUGGUGUUUAAGUAUGUAAAAGCUGUCUUGGACGCAGUAGACUCAGACUUCGAAGAGCUCUAUCUGAAGGCGCAAUUCUCUGACCAGCUUCUUGAACCGGCACUUAUCAGCAAUAUACCGUUCUGUCCAAAUCAGCUUUGCCCUGACCAUGAGCUCCUCUUUGACUGCAUCAAUGAAGCUCUCAUGGAGUUAUGCUGUUGCCCACCUUGGGCUUCGUUUGUUACACCAAGAACCAGAGUCUUCUGUACCGUCAAAAGCAUCAUUCAUGAGGUACAAGAAGCGGUUUACUGGCAUCUCUUGCCAUUGCCACUCCCUCACGCCUUGGAUCAGAUAGUUAGAAAAGAUAUGGCUAGAGCUGGAAACUGGUUAGACAUCAGAUGUGACAUUGACUGCAUUGGUUUUGAAACUAGUGAACUGAUUCUCGACGAGUUACUCGAAGAGCUCACUCUCAACUCUCUGGUUCCACCUGAGUUGAAGACGGAUGGGAGCAUCCUUAUUUUAUAAGGGUCUUGAAAGCUGAAAACUCUUUUCUUAAAGACAAAGCCAUUGUUGAGACAGCUGCAAGCUCUGAACAUAGUCUCACUGUUACCAUUGCUAAUUUGUUAGCACAGAACCAUGUAGAUAAUUUGUAUUACUCAGACAAUAACCUCACAGAGCUCCGGUCUGAUCAGAAACUACUGAGAGGGAGAGGGAGGAAAUAAGAACGUCCUUUCAAGACCAGACGAGAAACUGUUAGUGGUGGGGUCAUCAUAGAAUCACUUUCAAAGACAGUCUUCUUCUUUUAGGAUAUAAUUAUAUAGGAUUUGAUUUUAUUUUAGUGUGUUUGUGUUUGUGUGAAGAUGGAGAGAUGUGAUAGUGUUUGUUUUAAGUUGGUUUGUGUAACAUUUUCGGAGUUUGACAUAACAAUGUAUUAUGGAUUAGGAGUAUGACAAUUUAAAAGUUUUAUUUUAGUUUA